Messenger RNA from Hyla sarda, 1176 nucleotides. RefSeq lists its product as uncharacterized. Lineage: Eukaryota; Metazoa; Chordata; Amphibia; Anura; Hylidae. The coding region runs from base 111 to 794 and encodes 227 amino acids. The transcript is spliced from 4 exons. The record is from RefSeq and is a predicted model, not a curated record.
UUACUUUCUGUUUGCAGAGACAACAUAGUGCCACGUUCUCAGCAUCAGGUAAUCUGCUGCCUCUUGGGAAAUCCGUGGAAUGGAGCAGAGGAUUCGGACUUGCAGAGAGGAUGGUCCAAGCAGAGAAAAAAAUCAAGACCUCGGAUUUUAUCAUUCCUGUGUUUGUGCACAGUGUGAAAAAAGAAAUAACAAAGGAGGAUAAAGAAGAGCUGAAAAUCAUAUUCCACACUGCGCAGAAACUGACAGGUGUUUAUCCGAUAGUCGUUCUCACUCAUAAGACAUCGGGGUCUUUGACUGAAACAGAGGGAAAAUUCAGGGAUAUCGGUGUGGAAAGAUUCUUUUCUUUUGAAAAUUACACGAGGGAAGAUCACAUGAAAACCAGAGGAAAACAUGAGGGCGUCCUGAAGUUCUUGUAUGAAGUCAUUAAAGACGUUCAGUUUCGCGUAGACCAACCGCGAGAUCCUGUGAAGGAAAUGAAGGAGAGGAAACAAUUUGUUCUUAACUACGUCUUAGAGUGCACUAAAAAGGAAGAGCAGAGAAAAGAAGAAAAGGCCAGGGCCUUGGAGAAAGCUCUGCUGGAGAAGAAGAUGAAGGAACAAAAGGAGGAGAUGGAGAGAAAGAGGAUGAUACAGAAAAGGCAGCAAGAGGAGGAACAGAGGAGGCAAGAACAGGAACUGAGAAAGAUGAGAGAUCUUCAACUCGCUCAACAAGAAGCAGAAGCCGCAGCCCUGACAGAAAGUCUGGGAAAGAAGAAGAAGAAGAAGAAAAUCUUGGGAAUUGUUUUAACCAAAUAAUGAAAAAUAUUCCUGAUCCAGACAUGAAGAAUCGAGAGCAGAUACACAGAUGGAUAUUUGAGGCAGUUAUCAGAAUCUGCUGGACUUAAAGCCUACCUAUCAAAACAUACAAACCUUUCACAUGUCCUAGAGAUGACGUGAACGAGCGGGAGAGAAGCUCGGUGUCUAUGAGAUCAGGACAGCCCCAUAGACUUACAUUAUUAGUCUCUCCAGGUCACAUGACACAGAGGUGACAUAAGCCGCACUAGGCAGGCACUUUUCCUCGUUCCCUUGACCGGUUGUCCGAGUCUGGUCGGAGUCUGGUCUCUCAGAACUUGAUCAAUCAAAACUUUUGAUUUGUCUCUAUGACAUUUGUAACGUUUUUGUUUAAUGACAGUGCCCA